GACGGAAGGGAGAAUGACUUCUUCACUUGUUUAAAAGGGGAAGUGCAUUCACAGACUGUAUCCUUCUUUACAAGGAAAUUUUUGUGUGUUUGAAAAGUGACAAGUGUGAUUUUAUUUUGUCAGGUAUGACUGCUUACAAUUCGGCCUCUGUGGGACUAUUCCUUUUUGGUGGUUUAAACGUGUUGCUGCAGCUUUGAUUUUCUUUUCAAACUCUGUCCCUUUCAAAAAGACUGAAAUGGAAAAGGAUUACAUCAGUGAAGCUUGCUGCUGACUUAUCGGUGGAAUUUCUCAACUCUUGCAGGGCUCUGAAUGCCUAAAAGUUACUUUUUUUUCUCCGUUUAGAGACUACUUAAAGGAGCAUUUUGUCAGGAAGAGGCAGCGUUUUGUGGAUUACAAGGGAAGCUGUUGACAUGCUUAAGCAGACUGUUAUUGGCGGCUCUCUGAAAUGAAAGUAAUGAGGGCAAUCCGACAUGUGAACAGAAGCAGUUUUGCUUGAAACGCUUGAAAUGGGAAAUACAAUUAACUGUUUGAUAUAGUCAUGCUGCUGGGAAUAAACUUUUUAAUCGUCAUAGUUUGAACUGGACAGUUCCCCUCCUCGGUGUCUUAAUUUGCAUCUGACUUUGGGAAAGAGAGAAAAAUAAAGAAGCAGGGGGGAAGGGAGUUUAGCAAAAAUAUGCAAUGUGUUGGGAACUGAAUCGUUCUUUUACACUACAGAGAAGCAGUGAUGGAAACACUGAACUAAAGCAUUGACUGGAUAUAUACUGAACAGGUAUUGCCAACACUGAAUAUUAUUUUUUAAUACUUUUGCAUAAAAAUGGGAGACAAAAAUAUUGAGAAAAACAGUGAUACUUCCGGAAAAGGGAAAGCAUCAGGAUCAGAAACAACUAAGUCAAUUUUUGGGAAAUUCUCUGUGAAAGCAUUUUUUGGGCUAUCUGAUCCUGUUAAAACACAGACCCCAAAAACUGAAGAAAAUGCAGUUCUUACAUCCUUUCGACCAAAAACUACAGUGAAUGGCAGUCCUAACAAUGAUGACAACAUCCACAGUACAUCACACUCGAUACUAGAAAAGCAGUAUUCUGACAACAAUCUGGAAAUUGAGGCUGCAAAACCAAGUGAAGUCCAUCAUAAUGACAGGGAACAUGAAGCUUCACCAUUUGAGACACUUCCUUCAAAUUCCUUAGCAUCAGUCCACGAUACUGCAUUUUAUGAUGAAACAGAUCUUGUACGUGUGACUCUUGUCCACACAAUAAGUGACACAGAGUCUGAAGAUAAUGAUGAUGAUGCUGCCAUAAAAAACAUCCCACCUGAAAGACCUGCACCUUCAUCUAGUGAUCUCUAUGAAGUGUCUAGGGUGACUGAAAAUGAUCAAAGCCUUCUUGUGCACCAUUCUAGUAGCACUGCUGAAGAUGAAGCCCACUAUGACAGCAUGAAAUUAGAAUUAAAUAACAGUGAAAAUGCAAGCCCUGUCGAAGAUGGAGUUGAUGCUGAUAGCACAGUUCACUUGGAAACAAGCCCAUGUUCCCCAGUACUGGAUUCUGAAAUCCAUGUUACACAAGAUCAAAACCUAAAAUAUGAAGAAAAUGGGGAAGAAGAUGAAGCAACUAUAGUAGAACAAAGCUAUAGUGAACAGGAUGCUGAUGGUGAAAGACCCAGUGAGCCCAGCAAUGCUAAGUCCAAGCUAGCACCUGCCACCCCGACCAUCACUUCUUCUCUUCACAUUAUCAUUGAGGAUAUAAUCUUACUUCAGCCACAAAAGCCAAAAUGGAAGGACCAUCAGGACAUGGAAAUAAAUGAGGAAAGCACACCAGAUUCUGAUGGUCCUAAAUUUUCUAGUGGAGAGCAAGAUAGAGAUGCUCUAGACACUGCAACAAAUGAGGAAAGGGCACCAGCACUAGAGUAUGAUGAUACCAAUUUUUCUAGUGUAGAGCAAGAUGGAGAAAGUGUGAAAAACAUAAUAGAAUUAAAUGAUACUAUUGCUGCAGAAGUUAGAUAUGGAACUGAAAUGGAUGGAGCACUUUCAGAUGAUGUACUUUCUGUUGAACAUAAUUCAAUGGAGUCCCCUGAGCUAAUUCCGCAGUGUGAAGAAAUGGAAGAUGAGAUGCCAGUUCAACACCACAGAGGCCAUGAAACAGAAAAAAUGGAGAAAGAGGAAUGUACAGAUGAGACAGGGCUGUAUGAUGCUUCUGCUGGUGCUGGUAAUUCUCCUGAGAUCGUAACACCAGGUGAAAAACUAUUUCAACUACCAGCAUUUUUCAGUGGAUUGCGAGUUAUGAAAAAAGGAGCUGUUGGAGAGGUUAAAGAUUCUUUUACAGAAAUCCCGCAAAAAGACCCUGACUUGGCUAUGCUAAAGCUGACAAAACCUGUUCAGAAGGCCAAACUCAGAUCAGAAGCCAUCCCAAAGAAAAAGGGGGAUAAAAAGUUAAUGGAACAUAAAACCAGUUCAGGAUUUUUUGACCAACUCACACAGUUGUUAAACUUGGAUACUCCAAAAAACGAAGAUAAAGGUAGUUCAUCAGUUGAUCAAGAUAACCAGACAGACUCUGAGCUGGCAGAAUCUUUUGAAGAUGAGAACACAGAAGUCAUGUCCCCUUCUGAAGAUAGUAAACCUACCCCAGCCGAGUCUGCUUUGGAUGCACUCAAAUCCUUCUUUACAGUAAGGAGUGCAAAAAGAGAUUUUACAGAUGCUCCAGACUUGGAAUCCAUAAAAAGAAAAAAUAAACUUGAGAAAGAAAAGCUGAAAUCUGUAUUUGAUAGGAUAAACUCGAAGACAGAAGAGAAUGAUGACAGAGGACCAAUGAUGCCUCCGGAUCUCAUUAGCCCUACAGACUCUGAAGACAAAACACCAGGCCGACUUCAGGCUGUAUGGCCACCACCAAAGCCUAAGGAUGAGGAAGAGAAAGUAGGGCUGAAGUACACAGAAGCAGAGUAUCACGCUGCCAUUCUGCAACUGAAACGAGAGCAUAAAGAAGAGGUAGAGAAGAUGAAGGGUGAAUUUGAACUGCAGUUGUUUGAAAUAAGAGGUGAACAUGCUGUAUCAACUGCUAAACUUGAAGAAGUUAUUGAAAAUCUCAAGACUGACUUGGAAAAUAAAAUAAGGCAAGGGCGAGGAGAACCAAAGGAUGCUUGUGUUUCCACUGAGGAUGAUAACUUACCAAAAACAUUUCGGAAUGUUUGUAUUCAGACAGACAGAGAAACUUUCAUAAAACCAAGUGAAGAUGACAACAAGGUAACCCAAAACAAGCAACCACUCCCAAACAAGCUGGAUAUGUCUUCUAUAACUGUUCAGCUUUCUGGUGAAUCUGGACUACCACCAGCACCUCCUCCUCCACCACCUCUUCCAGGGCAUUUGGCUCCUCCUCCUCCUCCUUUGCCACCAGGUAUAGGAAUACCACCACCACCUCCACCUCCCCCACCUCUACCAGGAGGAAGUGCUCCUCCACCUCCUCCUGGUAUGGGGAUUCCACCACCUCCACCAUUACCUGGAAUAGGCCCUCCUCCUCCACCACCACCUUUUCCAGGAUCAGGACCUGCACCACCUCUACCACCUCCUGGGCUUGGUUUUACAUUUGGCAGCAGUUUUUAUUCCUCACAUCCACCGCGAAAACCUGCAGUAGAACCCGGCUGUCCAAUGAGGCCAUUAUACUGGACAAGGAUACAGAUCAAAUCCGGAAGCAAGGAAGCUAACACACUUUGGGACUCUUUAGAAGAGCCUAAUAUACACGAUGUAGAAGAAUUUGAGGAUUUAUUUUCAAAGCCAAAUAUCCAGCAGAAGAAAAAGCCACUGUCUGAGACUUAUGAAAAGAAAACAAAGGCAAAAAAGAUAAUCAAGUUAUUGGACGGCAAGAGGUCACAAGCUGUAGGAAUUCUGAUAUCCAGUUUACACUUAGAAAUGAAGGACAUUCAACAAGCAAUUUUAAACAUGGACAACUCUACAGUAGACCUUGAGACCCUUGAAGCGCUGUUUGAAAAUAGGGCACAGACUGAAGAACUUGAAAAAAUAAAUUCCCAUUUUCAGACAUCAAAGGAAGAUGAAGUAAAGCUCUUAGACAAACCAGAACAGUUCUUGUAUGAGUUAUCCCAGAUUCCAGACUUUGCAGAACGUACACAUUGUAUCAUCUUUCAGUCUUUAUUUUCUGAAUCACUGUCUUCAUUGGAUCGCAAGGUGGACAUUAUAAUGAGAUUAUCUAAGAAUUUGUUUAAUUCAAAAUCUGUGAAAGAUGUACUUGGGUUGAUCUUGGCUUUUGGAAACUACAUGAAUGGUGGAAACAGGACACGUGGCCAGGCAGAUGGCUUUGCCUUAGAAAUUCUUCCCAAGUUAAAAGAUGUCAAAAGCAGGGACAAUCGUAUUAGCUUGGUGGAUUAUGUUGUACGAUGUUACUUGCGUUAUUAUGACAAGGAGCCAGGAACAGAGAAUAGCAUUUUCCCAGUACCAGAGCCGCAAGAGAUCUUACUAGCUUCUCAAGUAAAGUUUGAUGAUCUGACUAAAGACUUGAGGAAGCUUACAAACGAUGUAGAAGCAUGUGAAAAGAAAGCUGCCUCAGUCUGCAGACAAUCCCCAGAAGAGUAUCUGCAGCCUUUCAAAGACAAAAUGGAAGCGUUCAUUAAAAAGGCCAAGGAAGAACUGAAGACUGAGAAGACGUCUCUAGAAAAUGCACAGAAAAGCUUUGAUGAAUCAGUGGAAUACUUUGGGAUCAAGCCAAAGCCUGGUGAAAAAGACAUCACUCCAAACUACUUCUUCAUGUUAUGGUAUGAGUUUUGUAGUGACUUCAAGUCUGUUUGGAAACAAGAAAGUAAAACAAUUUCCAAGGAAAGGUUAAAAGAAGCACAAGAAACUGUGAACAAGAUUACCGCAGACAAGAAAGUUGAAACCAAAAAAACUAAUCCAAGUAGUUUGAAAGAGAGACUACGCCAGAAAGAAGCUAGUGUGACCUCCAGCUGAAACAAAGAUACACAAAUGCCGGAAGUGGGAUUUGGUGCUUUUUUUGCAUUAUAUCACAGCUGCCCUCUGAACGAGAUUGUACUGUUGCAUUUAUGGGUAUCUGAUUCACUUCUAUUCUACUGAGACAAUUCACUGAGGACUCUUCAGUCCCUUGAAGACUUAAAGUGCUUAUCCUCCUCCGCAGUGCAAUCAUUAUCAGUCUGUUUACAUUGUACAGAGGAAGAGUUCCUAACAUAACACUUGAUGACUACUUACUCUGCUGAGAUGUAUCUGGCUGUGGGUGUUGGGGUUUUAUAAUGGUAUGAGAUGCUUCCCAGCUGUAUCAGGAAGUAUUUACAAAUGCAAACUAAUUGCUGCACAGAGACUGAGAGAGAAGAGAGUGAAAAUUUUUAUAUUGUCAUUACAGGGAACUUGAUUCCCUGGGGUUCAAAACUAGUGUUUUGCAUGUAAGUAUGUAUAUAUAGAUGCAUAUAUUUGUAUAUACGUAUAUGAAUUUUUUUGAUGACAGUUUGACAAGAAGUGCCAUUAAUAUCACUUAUGUAGUACAACUGGAGCAUAAAUAUGUAAUUUUAUGGAUCUUAAAGAUUAUUGUAUUUAGGCAGAAAGCUAUUUAGUGAGAUUGGAAAAGAGCGUAUGUAGUAUAUUUUUACCAUAUUAUAAUUUAGUAGUCAUGUUCCUAAUGUGUGAGUGCAAUUACAGAAGGAGUAACAAAUAUCAGUAUUGAUUUUUCCAUUGGCAUGCGAACUCUGAAAUGUUAACUGUACACAGUUCUGAAAAUGGACAGAGCAAUGCCUUAAAAUGUUUAGUAUCAGUUUCUGAAUCCAGUUAAUUUAGUAAAUUGUAAGGGAUUACUCAUGGGACUUCAGCUAAUGCUGGAUGUUUAAAUAUGAAACUGUGUGAAACCCCAACAGAUUUCUCAUUAGGAAUGAGGUUUUAUAAGGAAAAGAACUUGAGUGCUCGGCCAGCAUGCCUAAAAGUGUUUUCAUGCAAACCUGGCAUAAUAUUUGUGAUGCCAUUAGUCUGGAGAACAGCACUGUAUAUCUCCUGAAAAACAAACAAAAAAACUCCACUUUUAGCCAUGGUUGGCAUAAUGUUUCCCAUAUUAUUUUAAUGUUUAUGGAACCAGCAACUUAGAACAGAUUUUUAAAGGUGUUGGUUUGUUCUGUGUCUAAUGACAUUCAGUUACAAAGUUACAGAGCUAUAAAUCUGUAAAGUAAGACAAAUUUGUAAAGAAAGCUAAGCACUCUGUUGAAACACCAGUCUAUAAUGUAUCUGGUCAGCACAUUUGUGCUACUUUGUAACAUCUUAGUAUUCUUCUAUAAGUCACUGAUUCCCUGAGCUUUAGUGUGAUAGUGUAGCUGGUCGUGUUCGUAGUCCAAAAAUAUGAAGAAGACUUAUGCUCUUGUUUAAUGAGAAGACAAUGAUUCCUGUCUGCUUAAAUUUAUUUCUCCAUAUUUUCGUUUUAAUAAGUUAUGUGCACCUUUUUUGCCUACAUGAACAAUGUUUUAUACUGCAUGUACUGAAGAGAAACAUGCAUUAUGUGCACUUCAAAUGUGCUGUCCUGCAUCCACACAAUCAACGGAUGCAUCUAUCAAAGAUUCAUCAGUGGUUUCAUAUGAUGACAAAUUAUGUAAACUGAUUUCCCCUACUUUAUAUUUUUUGGUGAAUCUUUUACUGGAACCACAAUCCCCUUGUCCUCUUUCUUCUGCAUGCAUUGCUAUUUUGGAAAUAUUUGUGAGGCUUUUUGACAAAGGACAAUAUAAAUAUAUAUGUAUACCUGCAUACAUACACACACACACACACACACACACACACACACACACACACACUAGCUAAAUAUAUAUUUAGUGCUGCAUUUUAAAAUUAAAGAACACACAAAUGAAACACCUCUUAGUUUGUAGUUAAGUGUGCUUCAUUGCCACUGUACAGGCUCAUCAGUUAAGUAUACUAUAAAGCAACAAAGACUUGAUUGUUUACUACAUACCUGUAGUUUGUUGCAAGGUGCUUAACUAGUACAUUCCUUUCCUUGUAGGAAAAUAAGGAAAAUAAAAAAAAUAUCCAACAUCUUCAGGGAUACAAUGGGCUAUUCAUUUUUUUAUACAUUCACUGAUUAUUUUACAUUAAAUAACUAGUUAGCAGCGAUGCUGCAAAGUAAACUCUGUAUUUAUUGAAAAAAUGAUCACCACAUCCAGACUGAAUCAGCAUGAACUGUAAAACCUAGUGACAGUAAAUCAUAGUAACCUCAGAUCCUUAGUUUCUGUUCUAGGGUAAUUUCUGACUGGUGCAAAUUUCUGUUAUACAGAUGAAAGCAAUAAUGAAUAUUUUGUUGGACUAUUAUAUCUUGGUUACUACUUAACCACUACCUUGAAAAGUAUAAUAGCAGUUGCCUAUAUUUUAGAAACCUCUAUUGCCAGAGCUGAAAACAACAUAUAACACUGUGCAAAAGCAUAGAUUUGUUACCCAUUUUUAGUAGAAGAAAGUCAUUUUGAUCCUUAUUUUUUUUAAAUGGACUAAGGUCCAAAUAGAAUGCAGAAAAUUGUUCUGUGUCCAGUGCAUACCUUAAAGGUAGACAGGUAUUUUAGUGUUUUUUUUUUUUUUUUUUUUUUUUUAACCAGUAGACUCCUGUUUCUAGUUGCAGAAUCAGAUUGUCAUUUACACCUGUUACCACUGGCAAACACUUGUCAAACUUUAGAACAGCAUAUUAUUUUAUAUAUCCUGGCCUUUCUGUUGCAGGUCUAGUCUUUUUGUUGUCAUGUAGACUGGCAGUGCCAUUUUGAAAUAAAAUGCACUGAUAUUCUUAUUUAAACCGUAGGAAUUAUAAAGUGUACAACAGAUAGCAUGCAUUAGUUAGUAUGUGGAAAUGAAUAGUAUGUGCACUAAUGUCUAUCAGAAUUCUGAAUGAAGCUGAAUCCAUUUAAAGAUAGGGCAUUCUUUCUGCCAUCCUAUCUAUAUUUUGUUGUAUAAAUAGCAUAGCAGUUUAUGAAUGAGUUGCAUUACUGCCAACUCAAUCCUGAUGAGUAAGGAGCACUUUCUUGUGAGCAGUUUAAGGAAUGAUUUACAUCCCCCCUUUUCAUUGUAGGCACAAGUAUUUAUUUUCUUCUGACAUUAUAUUCAGAUCUGUAGUGUAUUGUUAAACCUACAGUGAUGAGGGUUCAGGUUUUUAUUGGUUGAAGCAAACUGUAUUGGUCAGCUAACAAUGUUUUCAUUCAUGUAUAUUUUUGUGUUAUCAUAAGCUUCUUUCUUAAUGCUAGUUUUAGGGAAAUGCCUUUAUCAAAAGCCCUGCAUGGUAUAAAUUGUGAGUGAACCUAAAUUGUUGCUGUGCACCUGACUACUGUAUUUAAGUAUAUUUAUUAUAUACUGUCUGGACAUUGAGUAGAAGUAUUUUAUAAUCCCACAGAUCCACUGUAUUUUUUAAAUUUUUUUUGCUACAGUUAUGCCUUGGCAGGGUCUCCAUGUCACGCUUCAUCUGCGUAAUGUCAGUAAUAGGACUACCUAACAGUACCUGCUGGCCAUCAGAUUUCAGGAGCUUGGGCAAAAGUAGUGUAAUUCAGUCCAUAUGUCUGUCUAGGUACUUGGUGGACUGUGAGACUAUGAAGUACUUACUUUGUAAGGUAUCCCCAGGACUGGGUUUCUAUGAUUUACAUGUUUUUGCCCAUUGAUGCAGUCUUAACAGCAAACAGACAAAUGGAUAUCUGCCAAACUCUUGUUGUUUCUGCAAAAACAUACAUCACCAAUUAAAAUAUCCUUAAAUAACAUUAUGUCCCUGUUUUUUAUGGUUCAGAUCAUGAGUGGCAAAGAAGGUCUGGAACAAAAAUUCUAUAGCUGUUAAUUUUCCACUCUAUUGCUGUUCAUACCAUGGUUCAAUAAACUAUUCUUGG
Protopterus annectens (West African lungfish) is the source of this 8817-nucleotide messenger RNA. RefSeq names its product formin 1 (gene FMN1). The coding region runs from base 815 to 4939 and encodes 1374 amino acids. Gene Ontology annotation, cellular component: nucleus; actin filament; cytoplasm. Lineage: Eukaryota; Metazoa; Chordata; Ceratodontiformes; Protopteridae. The transcript has 17 exons. Gene Ontology annotation, molecular function: microtubule binding. Gene Ontology annotation, biological process: actin nucleation. The record is from RefSeq and is a predicted model, not a curated record.